AUGGAGUCCAUCGGCCCCGAACUCUGGUUCGGUGGCUAUUUUGAAAGAAGAGACUUUAUCAAAGACAAGCCACAUAUUAUGAUUUGUCUAAAGCAUGAGGUGGCUCACGACGAAAGGCUUUUCAGGGCAGAGGUUCUUGCGAUCCUGGCUGCUAUCCAGAGCCGCAUGUCGUGUCCCGAGUUCGAAGAGAAUAUUAUUUUCCCGGUGAUGGUAUUUUCUUUCAUGGGCUAUUAUGCAAGGAUCAUCCAGGCCUAUCACAAUGGCGACAAACUCAUAAUCCACAAGAGUCGCGCGUUUGAAUUCCGUGAUGCCGAGACAGCUCCAACUGCUUUGUUUGUGCGAUACAUGAGUAGCACACCAGUGGGAGGCAAGACUCUCCUGCCCCGUCUUCGACCCGCCAAAUCAAGCCUUUCUAUGACUAUCAGAUCCAUUACGCGAGACCUUAGAAGAGCGAAGAUUCCAGAGGAUUUUAGAUCUCCAAAAGACCCACGGGAAAAAAAGAAAUCGGUUGGGCCUGAUGCCGAUGAGCCAGAAGUCUAG
Talaromyces rugulosus is the source of this 540-nucleotide messenger RNA. RefSeq lists its product as uncharacterized. The transcript has 2 exons. Lineage: Eukaryota; Fungi; Ascomycota; Eurotiomycetes; Eurotiales; Trichocomaceae. The coding region runs from base 1 to 540 and encodes 179 amino acids. The record is from RefSeq and is a predicted model, not a curated record.